This is a messenger RNA of Drosophila sulfurigaster albostrigata, 4375 nucleotides long. RefSeq lists its product as uncharacterized. Gene Ontology annotation, molecular function: iron ion binding; monooxygenase activity; oxidoreductase activity, acting on paired donors, with incorporation or reduction of molecular oxygen. Lineage: Eukaryota; Metazoa; Arthropoda; Insecta; Diptera; Drosophilidae. The transcript has 9 exons. Gene Ontology annotation, biological process: insecticide catabolic process; response to DDT. The coding region runs from base 30 to 4316 and encodes 1428 amino acids. The record is from RefSeq and is a predicted model, not a curated record.
AGUCGUGUUUUUCGCUACAAACUAGAAAGAUGUUUUCGGAAUUCUUUAUAUUCUUUGCCAGUGUUGCAGUUCUCUUUUAUAUCUGGCAGAAGCGAUUUUAUAGCUUUUGGCAGCGUAAUGGAGUGAAAUCAAUUAAGCCAGAGCCAAUUUUUGGAAAUAUACGAAGUUUUCUUACUGGGAAAAUUCCUUUCUUUGAACAACUCAGUAUUCUCCACGCAACCAAGGGAUUUGAGGACGAGCCAUUAAUCGGAGUAUACUUCCUUAAGGGUCCUGGAGUAAUUGUGCGAGAUCUUGACCUGGUCAAGACUGUGAUGAUCAAGAAGUUCAACUAUUUUGUGAAUCGAGUUAUGACAACGGAUCCCAUUCAUGAUUCACUCGGCCACAAUAAUCUUUUACUUUCGCGCAAUCCGGAUUGGAGAAUUCUCAGGAAUAAAAUCUCUCCUGUUUUUACAAGUGGAAAAAUAAAGCAAAUGUAUCCUCUGAUGGUGGAUGUUGGUAAGGAUCUAGAAGAGAACUUGGGAAAAGUGCCCAUUGAUUCAGUCGUUCUAAUUAAGGAUAAAUGUGCUCGGUUUACCAUCGAUCUUAUAGCAAGUAUAGCUUUUGGAAUUAAUGCUAAUGCUUUGAAAAUGGACAAUAGCGAGUUCUAUAAUGUUAACUCUGAAUUUUUUAAGUUCAGUUUAAAAAGAGUUUUGGAUACUGCUUGUAUCUUUUUAAUACCAUCAAUGGUUUCCCUGGUGAAAGCCAAAUUGUUUCCAAAAAAGGCCAGGGAUUUCUUUAUUCGUACAAUAUCUUAUGUGUUAAAUGAACGUGAGAAAUCAGGAGUGCAACGCAAUGAUCUAAUCGACGUUCUACUGGCCUUGAAGCGAGAGACUCAGUCUCAAAAAAAAGAGUUUAAUGAUAAAGAUUUGGAAUAUUUGGUUGCCCAAGCUGGUCUAUUUCAGACAGCUGGAUUUGAGACAAGUUCAUCUACCAUGACCAUGACUCUCUUUGAGUUAGUCCACAAUACUGCGAUCCAAGAUCGACUUCGCUCGGAGAUAAAGGAAUACUUCGGGGAUGAGGACCACAUCAGCUAUGAACGUUUGCAGGAAAUGCCUUACCUUAAUCAAGUUGUCAAUGAGACUUUGAGAAAGUAUCCUAUCGCUGGCUUCGUUGAACGAGAAUGCGCACAACCGCAAUCAGGAGAAAAGUUUACUCUAAAGCCCUAUUAUGAUUUUGAGGUGCCGAGUGGCAUGCCGUUUUAUGUGUCAACUCUUGCGAUUCAUCGAGAUGAGAAGUACUGGCCAGAUCCUGAGAAAUAUGAUCCUGAACGCUUCGCGCCAGAAAAUCGUGAUAAGAUCAACAUGGAUGCCUAUAUGCCUUUUGGUAUCGGUCCCCGCAACUGCAUUGGCAUGAGACUUGGACUUCUGCAGGCUAAACUAGGUCUGGCUCACCUAUUGCGUAAUCACAGUGUAGCUAAGUGCGAACAAACAGUUGAUUCCUUUAAAUUUGAGGUGAAAAAUGCACUUAUGGCAAGCAAUGUGGACAUAUUCGUGAGACUACAAAAGGAUUCCAAAGGAUUUGAGAAUGAGCCAUUAAUAGGAGUUUACUUCCUGAAGGGUCCUGGAGUAAUUGUGCGGGAUCUCGACCUAGUUAAGACUGUGAUGAUCAAGAAGUUCAACUAUUUUGUGAAUCGAGCUAUGAAAACAGAUCCAAUUCACGAUUCACUUGGCUACAAUAAUCUCUUACUAUCCCGAAGUCCAGAUUGGAAAGGUCUCAGGAAUAAAAUCUCUCCUGUCUUUACCAGUGGUAAAAUAAAGCAAAUGUAUCCGCUGAUGGUGGAUAUUGGUAAGGAUCUAGAAGACAACUUAGCGAAAAUGCCCGAUAAUUCUGUUGUUCGCAUUAAGGAUAAAUGUGCUCGAUUUACCAUUGAUCUUGUAGCGAGUAUUGCUUUUGGAAUCAAGGCUAAUGCUUUGAAAAUGGACAAUAGCGAGUUCUUUAAGGUUAACACAGAAUUCUUUAAGCUCAGCUUAAAAACGCUUUUGGAUAGUUUUUGCAUUUUUCUACUACCAUCAUUGGCUUCUCUGGUUCAUGCCAAAAUGUUUCCAAAACCGACCAGAGAUUUCUUUAUUCGUACAAUAUCCUACGUUUUAGAUGAGCGUGAGAAGUCUGGAGUGCAACGGAAUGAUCUAGUCGAUGUUCUACUGGCAAUGAAACGAGAGACUAAAUCUCAAAAAAAUGAUUUUAAUAAUAAAGAUUUGGAGUUUUUGGUUGCCCAGGCUGCUCUAUUUCAGACAGCUGGAUUUGAGACUAGUUCAUCUACUAUGACAAUGACGCUCUUUGAGUUAGUCCACAAUACUGCGAUCCAAGAUCGACUUCGCUCGGAGAUAAAGGAAUACUUCGGGGAUGAGGACCACAUCAGCUAUGAACGUUUGCAGGAAAUGCCUUAUCUUUGUCAAGUUGUCAAUGAGACUUUGAGAAAGUAUCCUAUCGCUGGCUACGUUGAACGAGAAUGCGCCCAACCUGAGUCGGGGGAAAAGUUUACUCUACAGCCUUACUACGAUCUGGAGGUACCAAAUGGCAUGCCCUUUUAUGUCUCAACUUUGGCGAUACAACGAGAUGAAAAGUACUGGCCAGACCCUGAGAAAUAUGAUCCUGAUCGCUUCGCGCCAGAAAAUCGUGAUAAGAUCAACAUGGAUGCCUAUAUGCCUUUUGGUAUCGGUCCCCGCAACUGCAUUGGUGGAAUUGUUGUAUAUAAAAGCUUGAGAUGGGCUAUGCAGCAGUGGCAGUCCAUAGUGCAAUCCAGAACUCAGAUGUAUACUGAAAUCAUUUUACUCAUCGCCAGUUUGGCUCUUGCCUUCUAUCUCUGGCAGAAACGAGUUCAUAGCUAUUGGCGUCGCCAUGGCAUUAAGUCCAUAAAGCCUAAACCAAUCUUUGGAAACUUUCGCAGUUUUCUGACGGGAAAAGUGCCAUAUUUCGAGCAACUUAGUAUGCUGUAUAAUACACCUGGAUUCGAGGAGGAACCUUUGAUUGGUGUUUAUUUGCUAAAAGGACCGGGCAUAAUUAUUCGUGAUCUUGAUCUAAUUAAGACCGUAAUGAUCAAGAAAUUUAACUUUUUUGUGAAUAGAGUUAUAAGAACUGAUCCCAUUCACGAUCCUCUUGGCUACAACAACUUAUUCUUUGUACGUAAUUCGGACUGGAAGAAUGUCAGGAGUAAAAUAUCACCGGUGUUUACAAGCGGCAAGAUCAAGCAAAUGUAUCCGCUGAUGGUGGAAAUUGGCAAAGAUUUGGAACAGCUCUUGGCGAGUUUGCCUGUUGACUCUAUAGUAUGCAUUAAGGAUAUUUGUUCCCGAUUUACCACUGACUUAAUAGCGACUAUUGCUUUUGGGAUCAAAGCCAACGCUCUGAAGGACACAAAUAGCGAGUUCUUCAAAGUGAAUACAGAGUUCUUUAAUUUCGACUUGUCGCGCGUUUUGGACAGUUUCAUAAUUUUCUUGUUUCCCACAUUGGCUUCUCUGGCACGAGUCAAAACAUUUUCGAAGCGAACAAGGGAUUUCUUUAUGAAUACUAUUUCGUAUGUUCUUUCGGAGCGUGAGAAAUCUGGAUUACAUCGCAAUGAUCUAAUUGAUGUCCUAUUGGCUAUGAAACGCGAAGCAGCUGCUCAUCCAGAAAACGAUAAAAAUAAAACUGAGGAUUUGGCUUAUUUGGUGGCCCAUGCUGCUACCUUCCAGACAGCGGGCUUUGAGACAAGCUCUUCGACUAUGACGAUGACUCUUUUUGAAUUGGCACGUAAUACUGUCAUACAGGAGCGUCUUCGCCGAGAGAUAAGUGAUUAUUUUGCAGACGAGGAUUUCAUUAGCUACGAGAGAAUCCAGGAAAUGCCUUACCUCACACAGGUGGUAAAUGAAACGCUGCGGAAAUAUCCUAUUGCAGGGUUUAGUGAACGAGAAUGUGCCCAACCUGAGACGGGAGAAAAGUUUACUCUCAAGCCUUACUAUGAUCUGGAGGUGCCAAACGGUAUGCCCUUUUAUGUUUCCACUCUGGGAAUUCAUCGUGACGAAAAGUAUUGGCCAGACCCUGAGAAAUAUGAUCCUGAUCGCUUCGCGCCAGUAAAUCGUGAUAAGAUCAACAUGGAUGCCUAUAUGCCCUUUGGAAUCGGUCCCCGCAACUGCAUUGGCAUGAGGCUUGGACUUCUGCAGGCUAAACUAGGUCUGGUUCACUUGUUGCGUAAUCACAGUGUCGCCAAGUGUGGUAAAACCGUGGACUCCUUCAAUUAUGCUUCUAAUAGUCCUGUUAUGAGUCCUGAUGUGGACAUCUAUUUGCAAUUGCAAAAGGAUUAAGACAGAUUAGACUGGUGGAAGAAGUCUACUUAAAUAAAUGUAACUAUAAGAAGCAUUCA